CUGUAGGGAGAUUGGGGACUCUCCACCCUGCUUCCCCGGAGCUGGCCCGAGUCUCCCUCCUCCUGCCCUCGGCAGCAGCCAUGGCGGCCCCCGAUCUGUCCGCGAAUCUCCAGGAAGAAGCCACCUGCGCCAUCUGUCUGGACUACUUCACGGAUCCGGUGAUGACCAACUGCGGCCACAACUUCUGCCGGGAGUGCAUCAGCCGCUGCUGGGGACAGGCCGAGGGCCCGUACCCGUGCCCGGAGUGCAGGGAGAUGUCCCCGCAGAGGAACCUGCGGCCCAACAGACCGCUGGCCAAGAUGGCCGAGAUGGCCCGGCAGCUGCACCCGCCAUCGCCCGUGCCCCAGGGCUUGUGCGGGAAGCACCGGGAGCCGCUCAAGCUCUUCUGCGAGGAGGACCAGGCGCUGCUCUGCCUCGUGUGCGAGCGCGCCCGAGACCACUGGACCCACCGGGUGUCCCCCGUCGAGGAGGCCGCCGAGGACUACAAGGGAAAGUUGGAGAAAUCACUGGAGCACCUGAGGAAGCAAAUGGGAGAAGCUCUGCAGUUUCAGACCCAGGGAGAGGAGACUUGUAUUAUUUGGCAGAAAAUGGUGGAGAGCCAGAAACAGAAUGUUACAGCUGAGUUUGAUAAGCUUCGACGAUUUCUGGCUGAGGAGGAGCAGAAGCUCCUGCAGAAGCUGGAUGAGGAAGAGAGUGAGACUCUGCCUAGGCUCAGGGAGAACAAGGCUAAGCUGAUUCAGCAGAGCCAUUCCUUGGAAGAGCUGAUCACAGAGCUAGAGGAAAGAUGCCAGCGUCCUGCCUUGGGCUUGUUGCAGGAUGUCAGAGAAGUACUGCGUAGGAGUCAGGAUGUGAAGUUGCAGCUGCCUGAGGUCGUUUCCAUGGAGCUGAGGACUGUAUGCAGGGUUCCCGGGCUGGUAGAGAUGCUGAGGAGAUUCAGAGGAGAUGUGACUCUGGAUCCAGAUACAGCAAAUCCUGAACUGGUCCUCUCUGAAGACGGGAGAAGUGUUAGACGGGGGGACAUACGGCAAGCAUUGCCUGACAGCCAGGAGAGAUUUGAUCCUGGUCCUUGUGUGCUUGGUCGUGAAAGCUUCACUUCUGGGAGACACUAUUGGGAGGUGGAGGUUGGGGAGAGGGUUAAUUGGGCUCUGGGAGUUUGUAAAGAAAAUGUGAACAGAAAGGAGACAGGGGAAUUGUCUGCUGGCAAUGGAUUCUGGAUCCUGGUGUUCUUUGGAAACUAUUACUAUUCUCCUGACCAGACCUUCAUUCCGCUUAGAGAGGCUCCCCGGCGAGUAGGGAUUUUUCUGGAUCAUGAGGCUGGACAUAUCUCAUUUUAUAGCGUAACUGAUGGAUCCCUCUUAUUCAUGUUCUCCCAGGUAACCUUCUCUGGGACACUAAGGCCCCUUUUCUCCCCCUUAUCCUGUAGCCCAAUCCCUAUGACCAUCUGCCGGGUAAUAGGAGGAGGUGAGGAAUCUUUUACCUCUUGAAUCCUCUGACAUUUUGGCUCAACCCAUCUUUUGUGAUCAGGAAGUCAUAAGUUGCCCAGGCGCCUUACAGUUCCAGAGCUACUCCUUUCCCUUCGUCUCAGCAGUUCAAAAGGAUGUGGAGAUUAUAAAGAAAGAGAUCUUUUUUAUUUUAAGCUCGUGAAUAUGGACUCUAUACCACUGAGAUAAAUAGUUUGGUGCCAAAAUAUUAAGCCUUCCAAAUUUAUAUGCACCCUACCCAAAUCAUUGGUUUUUCUCCAACAAUAUCCCAAGUGGUGCAAGGGAAAGAUUUUUGAGAUGAGCCUUGCAAUCAGGAUUCUAAUCCUGACUUUUCUACAAGGUAGAUUUGUGAUCUUGGGACAGAUCAUUAAUCUCUGGAUUUUGUGGUGAAACAUUUAGACCAGAUAAUGUUUGAGGUCCUCAGUGUCUUUGUAAUGUUCUCAUUUUCACACCAAGUGUCAAAAACUAUCUUUAGAUGCAAAGAAAUCUUGAGAGUUUUAGUAUGAGCAUCAGUGUGAUUGGGGGCUGGGCUACUGAAAUAUCUUUUUGGGCCUAGUGUUGCUACAGGAAUCCUGAGGGUCCUUGAUUUUACCAAACCAGACCUUCCUGUGGAGAAAAGCCACAGACAUAAACCUAGAAACCAGGUGUCAGCUGCUCCAGACUCAGCUUUGACAUAAGUGAGUUAACUCUCUAGCAAGUCACUUAACCUCCUUGGUAUUCAGUUUCCUCACAUACUAGAAGCAUUAGAUUAUUUCAGAGGGUACUUUCUGCUUUAGAAGUCAUUCAUCUUGAAUAAUCAAGAUAGGAUAUAAGGCCAAAGGAGUCUUCCAUAAAGAUAAUAGGUAUGUAGAUAGCUAUUAUCUUUUUAUCUAAAUACUAUAUAAAAGACAUUUAUAUGGGGAAUAAGCGUUUACGUAGUGGCCACUAUGUGCAAGGCACUAUACUAAGCACUUUACAGUUAUUAUUUCAUUUGGGCUUCACAGCAAUCUUGUGAUGUAGGUGUUAUCCCCAUUUACAGUUGAGGAAACUGAGGCAGCUAAUAAUGCUGGAUUUCAAAUGAAGUAUUCUGACUUUUAGCCCAGCGCUCGAUCCACUAUGCCACCUACCUGCUUUACAUGCAUUAUUGUAUUUGUUCCUCACAACCUUAUGAAGCAGGUAGUAUGAAAGUAAGGAUUCUAUCUCAGACUUGCUUCAGGUGUUAAGCUAGUUAACCUCAGAGCUGGAACUUAACCAAGGUUAUCUGAAUAAAAAUAGUGUUCUUUUGACUACCAUGUCUAAAGACACAAGGACUUUUCAAUUUAGGAAGACAUGUUAAGAUAGAAGCCCCCCAAAUUAUGCAUAGAUUGAACUUGGACUUGGUCACCAAACUCUGGUAUAUCAUAGAAGGGAAGUGCUUAUUUGGUACAUUCGAGGACCAAGGCUGGAUUUGACAUCAGGUCUUCCUGCCCUCUCUUAAGAGGUAGUACAGACUGAAAAUAAAAAAAUAUACGUGGGAAAACAGUAUUUCAGUAAGUAGGUAGAGACCAGAUAGGUUGCAAAGGGCAGCUAGGUUAUUUAGUACACAUUGCUAAAUUUUGAGUUUAACACCAAGAACUGGCCUUUCCCAAUAUUUGAAUCAUCAGUGAUGAUUCUAGAUUGGAUGAACCACAGGCCUAACACAGGAUGGAUGAUAAGAUCACAAAUUGAGGCUGCAGGGGAACUUAGAGGACAUUUAGUUUGAUCUCAUUUUCCAAAUAAGGCAACUGAGGCCUGGACAUUCAGUUACAUGUCCAAGGGGAACGGGUAGUAAAACAGGGAUGUGAACCAAAACUUUUGACUUGAAAUCUAGGACUUUACACUUGCCACACAUUUUUAGAACUUGAAGCAGUCAUUCAAUUUACCUAGGUUAGGCAAUUGCCGUGCAUAUCAAAUUGGUCUGAAACUCUGAUCUUUUGUGACAUCCAUUGUAAAGCUACGGCCAAGAUGGUGAUGAAUGUACGAUGAAAUAUACAUGGGACCUGUUGUCCAGAGAACCAGUUUCAAGUCCCAGUUUGCCACUAAUUGAGUGAUCUUGGACAGGCCACUUCACUUCUCUGGCCUCAGUUUCCUCAAUUCUAAAAUGAGAAAGUUGGACUCAUCAAUAUUUGCUCACUCAGUCUGUGCAUGGACUGGUAAAAUACCUAAUUCUCUAUUGCACAUUCAAAAUUAUAUAAGCCUACAACAUGUAUUUCAAGAUUCUGUCCUUGAAAGAGGCAGGUUAAAAUGAUUUAUUAACUGUUGACCCUCCUUAUAUCUUCUUUUGACUUGGUAGGUGGUUGAACUUUAAAAAAACAUUUACACAACUCCUUAAAAAGUAUAAUUGGCUAAAUACAAAGGAAAGUACAAAAGCUAAUUGAGGAAAACAACUUAAAAGUUAGAAUUGGGCAAAUGGAAGCUAAUGAUCAAGAAUCAAACAAAUUCAAGAGAAUGAAAGAAAAUGUAGAAUACCUCAUGGGAAGAACCACUGACCUGCAGGAGGGACAGUGUCAGAAUCAUUGGACUACCUGAAAGCCAUAAUCAAAAGGAGGUCCUACCCAGCAAAAUUAAGCAUAAUAUGUCAAGGGAAAAAAUGGUCAUUCAAUGAAAUAGAAGGAUUUCAAGCUUUUAUAAAGAGAAGACCAGAAUUAAACCAAAAAUAUGGUCUCCAAUAUCAAGACCCAAGAGAUAUAUAAACAGGUUAAAAAAAAGGAAAGAGAUUAAGUAGAACUAAACUAUGUCCCUACAUGGCAACAUAUUUGUAAUUCUAAAAAUUGUAUGGGACAGCUAGAAGGAAUAUGCAUAGACAGGGUACAGGUGUAAGGUGAAUUCAUGGGAAUGACAAAAAAUGAAGGGAUGAGAAAGAGGAGCACACUGGGUGCAGAAGGAAGGAAGAGGUAGA
Molecule: messenger RNA, 4377 nt
Organism: Trichosurus vulpecula (common brushtail)
Lineage: Eukaryota; Metazoa; Chordata; Mammalia; Diprotodontia; Phalangeridae
Product: E3 ubiquitin-protein ligase TRIM11-like
Exons: 6
Coding region: 81-1484 (467 amino acids)
Molecular function (GO): protein binding; zinc ion binding
Source: RefSeq, a predicted model, not a curated record